GCCGAGGAGCCGGACACAUCACAAACACACAUACACACACACACACACACACACACACACACAUAUAUAUAUAUAUACACAUACAUCCUUCGGACAAGAGUCAACAAAGUAUCGCACCUGCCAAGGGCCGCCCUCCUCCACCCCCGACCCUGCAGUCGAUGCUUCGUCGUCCCAGACAGGGCCAUGCUCCCAAGCAAGGACGCCGGCGUCGAAAGGCGGCCGUCCGGCUCCGACGCCCUGCCCCCGCCGCCGCCCCGGGACCGUGUGGGUGAAGCCGACGACAAGGAGGUCCACCACAUCCAAGCCCAUGUCCGCGACGGCCACGACGACGACGACGACGACGACGGCCGUCCCCGCGAUGCCUCCUCCCAUCUGCAUCCCGAGCGGACCCUAUCCAACGUCGACGUCCCCGUGGUGCCGCCGCCUCCCAUCCUCAACGACGGUGGCAAUGGCGACGGCGGCGACGACGACGAGUUCAAGCCCCCAGGCGGUCCCCUCCGGGCCUGGAUGCAGGUCUUCGCCGCCCACCUCAUCAACACCAUGACCUGGGGCUACGCCGGCACCUUUGGCGUCUACCAGCUGCACUACACGCAGAGCCUCGGCCUGCCCGCCGCCCAGGUCUCGUGGAUCGGCUCCGUCCAGGUCUUCCUGACCUUUGCCGUGUGCGCGCCCUCGGGCCGCCUCGUCGACGCCGGCUACGCGCGCGAGGCCGCCGCCGCCGGCUGCUUCCUCGCCGUCCUCGGCACCUUCAUGACCAGCCUCGCCACCACCUACUGGCACAUCUUCCUCGCUCAGGGCGUCUGCACCGGGCUCGGGCUCGGCGUCGCCUUCAUGCCCGCCUUGGCCGUCACGAGUUCCUACUUCCGCAAGAAUCGCGCCUUUGCCCUGUCCGUCUCCACGGCCGGCACCUCCGUCGGCAGCGUCGUCUUCCCGGCCACGGUCCAGUAUCUCACUCCCCAGGUCGGCUUCCCCUGGGCCGUCCGCUGCGCCGCCUUCAUCGCCCUCGUCAACUCCGUCGCCGCCUGCCUCAUGCUCAGGCCUUAUCUGCCCCCGCGCAAGGCUGGCCCCUGGGUUGAGUGGACCGCCUUCCGGGAGCUGCCGUAUCUGCUCUUCGCCCUCGCUUCCUUUCUCAACUUUUACGCCAUAUACACGGGCCUGUUCUUUAUCAACAGCUUCGCUCGCAACAUCAUCGGCUUCUCGACGACCGAGUCGGUCGGCCUCUUGCUCAUAGUCAAUGCGCUCGGUAUCCCUACGCGGCCCUUUGUCGGCUACCUCGCGAGCAGUCACUUCGGCCCCAUCAACACCUACUGCGUCGCCACCUUUUUCGUCGGCGUCGGCUUCUUCAGCUGGGUCGGCGUGACGACGCGCGCCGGCAUGUAUGCCUUCUCCGUCUUUUGGGGCAUUGCCAUUAGCGCCAACCAAGGCACCUUUGUGGGCGCCCUCGCAAGCCUGACCAAGGAUCCGCGCAAGAUGGGCACGCGCUUUGGCAUGAUCGAAACCCUCAGCUCCUUCGCCACCGUCGCCGGGCCCCCGACGGCUGGCGCGCUCAUCGAUCGUUCCGGGGGAACCCACCUCGCGGCCCAGAUUUGGGCCGGCGUCUUCAUGACUGCUGCGUCGGGCGUCUUUCUCAGCUCGCGGAUUGCCGCGUCCGGAUGGAGAUGGAAGGUUAAGAUCUGA
Purpureocillium takamizusanense is the source of this 1677-nucleotide messenger RNA. RefSeq lists its product as uncharacterized. The coding region runs from base 184 to 1677 and encodes 497 amino acids. The record is from RefSeq and is a predicted model, not a curated record. Gene Ontology annotation, molecular function: transmembrane transporter activity. Gene Ontology annotation, cellular component: fungal-type vacuole membrane. The transcript is spliced from 2 exons. Gene Ontology annotation, biological process: transmembrane transport. Lineage: Eukaryota; Fungi; Ascomycota; Sordariomycetes; Hypocreales; Ophiocordycipitaceae.